Molossus molossus (Pallas's mastiff bat) is the source of this 1044-nucleotide messenger RNA. RefSeq names its product coiled-coil domain containing 42 (gene CCDC42). Bases 1 to 1044 code for a protein of 347 amino acids. Lineage: Eukaryota; Metazoa; Chordata; Mammalia; Chiroptera; Molossidae. The record is from RefSeq and is a predicted model, not a curated record. Gene Ontology annotation, biological process: spermatid development. The transcript is spliced from 8 exons.
AUGAGCUCGCACAAUGCUCUGGGGUUCAGGCGGGCAGCCGGCGUCAGUCUUAUUGUGAAGGUCUGGCUGCCCAGGCCUCAGGUCACUGCCACCCUGAGCCUGGGCAUCAUGGAAGAGGAAGACCUGGCCGAGUACUUCAGGUUGCAGUAUGGGGAGCGGCUGCUACAACUACUUAAGAAGUUCCCCCACAUUGGAGAGCAGACAGCGUCCCCAUCUAUCCAGCUACUGGAGAAGAAAAAGGAGACCAAGAUCAUGCACCAUGCUAUGUUGCAGAAGAAGGAGACAUUUCAGAGUAGAAUGGAAACAAUGAACGUGCGCUGGGAGGAACUGGGCACCAAGGAGGCCCAGCUGAAUGCCCACAUUCAGAAGUUUGAACAAUUCAUCCAGGAGAACGACCAGAAGCGGGUCCGUGCCCUGAAGAAGGCCAACAAGGAGAGGGACCUCAGGAGGCAGCGCAUGCGCGAGCUGGCCAAGGCCAAGCAGGAGAUGGCGGCCCUGCGGCUGCAGCACCAGCGGCUCAGCAGCAAGCUGCAGGACUACUCCAUCUUCAACAAGUACCUGGAGAAGGUGGUGGAGAACUCCCAGUUUGAGGAGGCCCACGAGGUGAUGGCGCGCUACAAGACGCUGGUGAACAUGCACUCCGACCUCAUUCAGUCGGUGCAGGAGGGCCAGGAGAAGAUCAAGCAUGCCAAGGCGUGGCUGGCCCGCUACAUGGAGGAGAAGGACGAUGAGAUCCUGCAGCACAACAUCGACCUGGCGUACCUGAAGAUGCGCCUCGAGCGCGCCCGCAGCGACGUCAUCAUCUGGGAAUCUCGCUGGGCGCACAUCCAGAACACCGCCGCCAAGAAGACCCUCUUGCUCGGCACCAUUAAGAUGGCAACACUGAACCUCUUCCAGAUCGUGAGCAAGCAGCUGAAGGAGAGAACCAAUGUGUCCCUAGAGGACACGCACAAACAGCUGGACAUGAUCCAGCAGUUCAUCCAGGACCUGUCAUGCAUCUGGGCAGAGGUGAAGAAGAAGGACCAACAGCAGAUCCGGGUUUAA